AUGACUACCCUCAACAACUCUUCUCAUGCAAUGGCCAGCGACCUUGAUCUCGAACGGGGUGGUUCUACUGACAGAAUCUCUCAUGUCGAGAAUGGCAAGGAUGGCCGUGUCCUUGAAAACGGAGAGUAUCUCAUCAUCGCCGGUACUCGAUACCACAGGAACGAGUUCAUGCAGGCGUUUGGAGGUACUCUGAACCCUGGAUCCGCCCCUGCUCCCUCUAGAAAAUUUGGAAAUGCUGCUCCCAUCGGUCUGUUUGCCUUCUCCGUGACAAUGAUCAUUCUUGGCUUCUGCACCUGUGGAGUCCGAGGUAUUGGAGCUCCUAAUGUCAUGGUUGGAUGCGCCAUCUUCGGUGGAGGUCUCUGUGAACUCAUUGCCGGUAUCUGGGAAAUUGUCGCCGAAAACACCUUUGCGGCCUGUGUCUUCCUCUGUUUCUCCUGCUUCUGGUUCUCUUGGGCCAUGCUCAACUUACCUAUUGGAAUCGAAAAGUACUACGCCACAGAAGAUGAGUUUGCCCAAGCUGUUGGAGUCUUCCUCAUGGGCUGGUUUGUCUUCUGUGUACUGAUGACACUGUGUACACUGAAGGCGACGGUUGCCUUUUUCGUCAUGUUUGUGUCUCUGGACCUCGCGGUCAUCUUCCUAGCUGCUGGUAACUUCACUGGAAAUCCCCGUCUGCUCGUUGCUGGUGGUUCUUUCUGCAUUUCCACCGGUCUCCUGGGCUGCUGGAACGCAAUGGCUGGUGUUGCAACUCCUCAAUCCACUUACAAGUGGUUCAUUCCCGUUCCCAUCAUGAUGCCUGGUGCCCACAAGCCAAAGAUGACUUGA
Molecule: messenger RNA, 822 nt
Organism: Yarrowia lipolytica CLIB122
Lineage: Eukaryota; Fungi; Ascomycota; Dipodascomycetes; Dipodascales
Cellular component (GO): plasma membrane
Molecular function (GO): acetate transmembrane transporter activity
Source: RefSeq, a predicted model, not a curated record